ACACUACAUGACAAUGACAGUGAUGUCAAACUGUCAUUGCGACAAUCGGCGUAUUGUGUUGUUGGCAAAGUUAAAUAAAACUUUUAUAUCUUUGUAAACUGAGUAAGAAAGAACUGAUGUUACGAUUGUAACAUAAGGUAAAGAGAAAACAGCAAAAACUAGUCGCUAUGACGGAACAACAUCCAAAAAAGUCUGUUAAAAUUGUUGUCUUAGGGGAUAUAGGUAGAAGUCCGCGAAUGCAAUACCAUGCCUUAUCAUUGAGUGAUAAUGGUCUAAAGGUUAAUAUCAUCGGUUACACGGACUCUUCUCCGCUUACAGAAGUACUUGAAAACCCAAAUAUAACUAUAACUCAACUUCACAGCUGUAAUUUUGAUAAGGGUCCGAGAUUUUUACAACUUAUAUUAAAAGCAGUUUGGCAGGCAAUUAGUUUGUUUCUAACUCUUCUUAUAACAGGAAGUUGUGACUACCUGCUUUGUCAGAAUCCUCCAGCCGUCCCAACACUGCCAGUGUGCCGACUGUACUGCUUAGUUACAAGAACAAGAUUUGUUAUAGACUGGCAUAAUUAUGGACAUACCAUCAUGGCAUUAUCAAUAUCUCCGAGUCUUAAAAUUUUACUAAAGAUUUACACUUUUUUAGAAAAGUACUUUGGUCAGUCAGCACAAUAUAAUCUUUGUGUCACAUAUGCUAUGAAAGAAGAUUUAUUAGAUAAUUGGAAUAUAAACGCUACAGUACUUUAUGACAGACCACCUCACAUAUUCCAUCCAAUAACUCUACAGGAAAAACAUGAUUGGUUUGUUAAAUUUUGUCAAAAGUAUCCAGAACACUUUACACAAAAUGAUGUCGGGAACUCUGGUGAUUUAAUGACUACACCUUUCACACAAAUAAUAGAUAAUGAUAUUAAACUAAGACAAGACAGGCCUGGAUUACUGUUUAGUAGCACCAGCUGGACUCCGGAUGAGGAUUUUGGUAUAUUACUAGAAGCAUUGCAAGUAUAUGAAACAACAUAUGAUUUAACUAAAAGUCUGCCAAAACUGAUUUGUGUUAUAACCGGCAAAGGGCCCAUGAGACAGCAUUACUUAGACUUGAUAGCUUGUAAAAGUUGGCGACAUGUGACUGUGUUCACUCCCUGGUUAGACGCCUGUGACUACCCCACUAUGGUGGCCAGUGCCGAUUUAGGGGUUUGCUUACACACCAGUUCCUCCGGCCUGGAUCUACCUAUGAAGGUUGUUGAUAUGUUUGGGGCUGGUUUACCAGUUUGUGCUGUUUCUUUUAGAUGCCUUGAAGAGUUGGUGCAACAUGGUGUUAAUGGUUACAUAUUCAAGACAAGUGAUGAACUUUCAAAGCUCAUUGUGGGCUGGUUUGAAGGUUUCCCCAGUAAUGAUGAGAAGAACAGGACGGCUCAAGAAAUGAGAAGAGAACUCACCAAAUUCCAAGAAACAAGAUGGGAGGGAAAUUGGAACUUAAGAGCAAAGAAAUUUUUCGAAUGAUUGAUUUAUAUGUUAUAGUAAAUUGUAAUUAAUUGUUAAUUUAGAGGAUAAAAAAUACUAUAGUAUAUGUAGGUAUAAAAAGGACUACUUUUUUACCUUUAUGUGUUUUGAUAAAUUUUUAUGGUGAUAAUUGUUAAAAGAAAUGAGAGAUUGUUAUUAUUUUAAUACUUAAGAGACAAUAAAU
Messenger RNA from Papilio xuthus (Asian swallowtail), 1671 nucleotides. RefSeq names its product ALG1, chitobiosyldiphosphodolichol beta-mannosyltransferase (gene Alg1). The record is from RefSeq and is a predicted model, not a curated record. Gene Ontology annotation, cellular component: endoplasmic reticulum. Lineage: Eukaryota; Metazoa; Arthropoda; Insecta; Lepidoptera; Papilionidae. The coding region runs from base 168 to 1487 and encodes 439 amino acids. The transcript has 4 exons. Gene Ontology annotation, molecular function: mannosyltransferase activity.